AUGCCACCCCAAGCCGCGCAAGGACGAUCGCUCAGACUUCGCGAUGCCUCGGGCAGGGUCAUGCCAGCCAAGUCCGUGCCGCGAUCCACCCCUCAGUCCGAUCCAGCCGUCCCACUCAUCAUGCGGGACGACGACGCUUCCACCGCUGUCUGCGCAAUGCUAGAUGGGCUCGCGAUCUCAACCUUAGCCUCAGCCUCAGCCUCAGGCUCGAACGCGAAUUCGAACUCGACCUCGACCUCGACCUCGACCUCUCCGGCGACUUUUAUUUCCCCCCUUUUUCAAGACUUCGACUUUGAGCGCGUCAAGGCUCAGAGGCCCCGGCGCGGCCUCGACGGAACUAGCAAGUCCGGAGCCCACACUUCGGGCCGCCAAGGUCAAGGUAAAGGAUUCAGGCAGGUUUUCUUCUGGCCUUUAAGGAUAAUUUUUCGCUGACGAUUUCCUUCUCUUGAACAUUGCAUCUCUUUAAUAGAAUCAACCAAAGCAUCCGACCAAGGCGCAAGACGGCGACGCCGCGCUCAACGACACGCCAAGGAAGCAGACCGCGAGCAGCGCUGCGAUGAAGAGUAAGAGGAGUGGCGAGAAAUCCUGGGCCAACGAGGAUUGGCCGGCGAAGGCGAUCAAUCUGGUCGGAGCCCAAACUUUCGGCGAUGACAUUCUCGGCAGAAGCACUACUGGUGGCAAGUUCCAGGAUCUUGUCGAACGAGCCAAAGCGACUCUGAAGCAACUAUCGGAUGACGAGCGAGCGGCCUGGAAGGGGAAGGUGAUGAGAGGGUUCGAGAGGGAGGCCAGAAAAAAGCAGUCCGGGGGCCAGGGGAAGUCUGACGUCGUGACUGGGCACGGGAAUCGAAAUGAAGAUGGGUCGAUCGCGGAGAGCUCGAUCCCUUGGGUGGAGACGUUGGCCUCAGUGGUGGGUCGUUUCGCUUGCCUUAUUGAAAGGUUGCCAUUACUGACGUGGUAGCAUCUGCGGGGUGGUGACCAGGCGGGUCCGAAAGAAGGACCUUACAAGUACCAUGACGACACAUUUGCCAUCCCGCUCCUUCCCACGGAGACCAACACCGCGGUUCGAAAACCCGACGGAUCCCUGAUCGACAAGAACCAGACCGGCCGGCUCUCCUUCGCCGACCUCAUCGCCAUAUUGGAGUAUACCCUGCAAGCCAACCUCGCCCUUCUCGAAGAUACGCAAGACGACGGCAAACCUCCCAACCCCAAACUACUGCAGCUUCUCAACAAUGUGAGAGCUGUAUUGCGCGAACAUCCUUCGGCGGAUUACGCCCUCGGCUUUGCCAUCAACCUUGAUGUUGCAUACGCCGUCAAGGUCGACAAUGAGGUAACUAGGAUCGUCGAGAUGCAGAAGUGCUGGCACGACGACAACAUUGCCGAGACGGCGGCGCUCCUCCGCCUCAUUCUCAACGUCGACCGCGACUCGUCUGGUCUCUCGGACGUAUUCAACUGCGCCUACGCGGCGGUCGGAGGUCACGGCGAGAAGGACCUGCGCCUCGAGUCGCUCGGCUCAAGCACACAACAGGUCUUGCAGGGCCUUGACGAGCAGGCAACUGACUCCGUCAAGGUGUCCCCUUUGAAAGGCAUCCUGCCGAGUGUACUCGCGCACUCUGGAUCGGGCACCUACGCAGCUUUUAAGCUGGACACCCCCCCCGUUCUCCUUCCACAAUUGAACGGCUCCGACAUGACCCCGACCGACGACAACUCGUCGACGUCGACGCCAGCUUCACACCACUACCAGCUAUGGAUAGUGCGGCGACUGCUGGAGCAUGCCGAGGAGACGGACACGGCCAUUCGCGAAGUAGCGGUCUCCAUCCACAUGGUCGCCAAUCUUCCGCCAACCACACUCCGACACGUCGCGCUCGCGGUCGACUGUCACCGCAUCCCUGCAAGCAAGCGCAGGCUCCCGGACUUGCCAAACGGCGGCAAACGUAGGGAUGUUGUCAUUCUUACUAUCGCGGUGCCGGUGGUGGAUGACAAGAACGGGUACCGGUCGAUUCUCGACCAAACGAAUCCGCCCACGACCGCCGAGCUCGCUAACCUGCUGGCGUCGGGGCUGGACGACAUUUUUCAAUUUGGCAAGGCCGAUGUCUUCAUUCGCAAUAUAAAUACAAGCACCUUGUUACACUCAAAAGGCACGCCUUUAUUCGUUUGCUCGGUAUACGUGACUUGCGCGACUUGA
Molecule: messenger RNA, 2182 nt
Organism: Microbotryum saponariae
Lineage: Eukaryota; Fungi; Basidiomycota; Microbotryomycetes; Microbotryales; Microbotryaceae
Source: the annotation of a GenBank genome assembly